AUCGAAUAACAAAUCAAUGUUGUUGACGAGUUCAGAAGAGAGAUUUCGGGGACCAAAUCAAAUGUAAAUUUAGUCCUCGAUUCUCUACGCGUUUCAGCUUUAGUCUUCUCUAGAUAUAAAUCUCCUAUCUCUCGGUAAGUUGCCUUUUUUUACCUUAGAUAAAAAUGGCGCAAAAAUCCUCAUUGAUCUACAGUUUCGUGGCUCGAGGCACGGUAAUCCUCGUGGAGUUGACAGAUUUCAAAAGCCAUCUCACAUCCAUCGCUGCACACUACCUUCAAAAGCUUCCUUCCUCAGACAACAAGUUAACCUACAUCUGUGAUGGUCAUACCUUCAGUUACCUCGUUGAAAAUGGUUUCACCUAUUGUGUUGUUGCAGUUGAUUCUGAUGGGUGGCAGAUUCGUAUGGCCUUCUUGGAACGAGUGAAGGAGGAUUUCAACAAGAGAUAUGGUGGUGGAAAGGCUGCUACUGCUCAAGCAAACAGCUUGAAUAAAGAAUUUGGGUCAAUACUCAAAGAGCACAUGCAGUAUUGUAUGGAUCAUCCUGAUGAGAUUAGCAAGCUUGCUAAGAUGAACGCUCAACAGUCUGAAGUUAAAGAUGCCAUGAUAAAAGCAAUUAAUGAGAUUCUUAGCCGUGGGACAGCUUGUACUUUCGGUUGCAGCUCAGAGCAAGAGGUUUUCAUGAGACCAAGGAGAAGAAAGAUGCGGUUUCAAGACAUGGAGAUGAAAGUAAUUGUUCUUGCAAUCAUCAUUGCUUUGAUUCUCAUCAUCACCCUCUCAGUCUGUGGUGGCUUCAACUCUGGCAAAUAAGUCUGUGAACAUUUCUUUCUGGUCGUGCUGCUUUUGCUAUGUUUCUCUGCUUAGAUUGUAAGUCUUGAAAUUGGUUUUUGUAUAUAUAUAUAUA
Molecule: messenger RNA, 900 nt
Organism: Eruca vesicaria subsp. sativa (arugula)
Lineage: Eukaryota; Viridiplantae; Streptophyta; Magnoliopsida; Brassicales; Brassicaceae
Source: the annotation of a GenBank genome assembly